AGUGACUGUUGGGAUUGAAAUGGCAAUGGCACAAUCGUGGCUUUGUUAAAACUGCAUAGUUUUUUUCUUUCUGCAACUUUAACGAUGGGAAAUAGAAAAAUCACUUUAAAGACAAUCAAGAAUAGAGAGGGUAUUCACCCUUAUUCUCGAAAGGCACACCAGAUAUCCCGAGUACACCAACGUAAAGAAAAGCUAGCAGCACAAGAAAAGAAAAAGUCCAACAACCCAAUAGGUGAACGAUGGAUUUGGUUCCGAUAUGCUUUUGAUGAAGAUAAAUCAGUUGCUACUAAAGCGGACAUGCACGAAUUAAUAGAAAUAUAUUUGACUCGCCAUGAUGAAGAGAUUGACACUUUGGAAAGCGAUAGAAAUAAAGGCCAUCGUAAGCCUAAAACGCCUCGACAAGAACUGUUGGAAUCCAUUAGACAGAGUGAAAUGAACGAAUAUGUCUCUGGCAUGGAAUUGCCUGACAUGACCAAUGGAAGAAUAUUGAGGUUGCUAAGAGACUGGGAUGGUGAUAAAAACAGUAUGAAGCGCAUCACUACCAUUCGAUUACAAAAGCCAACAGAGCCAGUAGCAAAUACAGCAAUGGCAGUGGAUACAAAGAAGCAAAAAAGUAACACAAAAGAGGAUAUGAUGGAAUUAUAGGAAAAUAAAGUUUAAAGCUUAAAUCUGAUCUUUUUACUGCCCUCAUUUGUCAUCA
Molecule: messenger RNA, 700 nt
Organism: Gilbertella persicaria
Lineage: Eukaryota; Fungi; Mucoromycota; Mucoromycetes; Mucorales; Choanephoraceae
Product: translation machinery-associated protein 16
Exons: 4
Coding region: 85-645 (186 amino acids)
Cellular component (GO): nucleus
Source: RefSeq, a predicted model, not a curated record